Saprolegnia diclina VS20 is the source of this 1396-nucleotide messenger RNA. RefSeq lists its product as hypothetical. The record is from RefSeq and is a predicted model, not a curated record. The transcript is spliced from 3 exons. The coding region runs from base 316 to 1353 and encodes 345 amino acids. Lineage: Eukaryota; Oomycota; Saprolegniomycetes; Saprolegniales; Saprolegniaceae.
CGCGUCCGAACCGUCGCCCAAGAUCCGCGGGCGAUGCUGCCAGCGCAGGGCCUGCGGCUUGCCGCUGCCGCAUCACCGCUCGUCUUUGUCAUUGGCGCGAAGAAGAAGCAUCGAGUGGAACUGACCAAUGGCGAAGAGGUAGCUGUCGUCUUCAAGGUGCAAUGCACCGAGUCGUCGCGCUUCCGCCUGCAGCCGUCCAAGGGCGUCGUCGCCGCCAACACGUCCGUUGCCGUGCACAUCCAACUCGCAUCCCAUGUAACCACGCCCCAUGGCUCUAUGGCUCAUCCACGAGUACAUGGCGUAUGUAUGUAGACCAUGGGCGAAGCCAACUGCACCUUUCUCGUUCUCUCCAAAGCCGUGACGUCGCCCGACGCUAUUGCCAGCGGCGCCUGGGUCAAGGACGACGAUGUCGCCAAGCUCUACGUCAAUGCCGAGAUUCGACUACAAGCAUCGAAUGACGGCGAUGUAUUGAGCGUGGCUGAUGCAUCGACCGAGGCGGAAGGCGACGUCAGCGCUCUACUGUCGGUGACCGUCGCUGCAAGCUUGCCCGAGACAUCACAAUGCCAGAUGACACAUCCGCUGCCGACACCGAUGGCUCUGGCGAUCGAGAUGUCACCACAGCUUCCGUCCGCGCUCACGGAGGUCGCUCCGUUGCCGGACACAGCGCGGCCCACAAGCCCCGAUGAGCGGCGCGUCGUGCGGCUUCUCGUUAAAAACAAAAGCCGAAAGUCGUCGAAUCGGCUCUCGGGGGACGAGAUUGCAUAUUUGCGGCAGUGUAAAGCCGCGGUGCCACCGUCUCGCUGGCACCGAUGGGAGACGACUGCACUGGACGCCCGCACGUCACUCCAAGGCGAGAAAAAGCGGCGGGCAUCCUCCAAUGCCUCGUCGUCGUCGGCGUCGCUCGUGUUGCACGAAGACGACGUCGCGUCACUGCUCACAUCCCCGCGGUACGGAAAGAGUGGUCACUCGGUGAUUACCGAGUCGGAACAAGCAAGUCUCUGCUGCGAGCCCGUGGACAGCGUGGAUGCCGAGGUGUAUGUUCCGAUGCGCAACGACGCACCCCAUCAUUGUCGUCGGCGAGGGGCGUGCGACGACCAAGGUCCGUCGUGCAUGGAGCCUGCAUGCCUCUGGGCCCGGUACAUGCUCGAUGUGUGCAUACAGCAACUUCAGCACUCGGUGAGCAUUGGUCGCACGAUCGCCAGUGCUCCCGACGACGCCAGCAGCGCUUUGGCACGCAUUACCAAAUCGGCCCAGGAGAUUGUGAUUUUGCAUCGCACGAACCCGUACUUUGACGAUGGGUUUCGACCAGGCGGGUCGACGUCGCCGCCAUGGCCUGGCGCUACCGAAUCCUGAGACGAUCGUGUACUCUAUUUAAUACCAGAUACUUGUACCAGUA